AUGUUGACCUCCUUUCUACGAUGGCUUCUUCUUGGCACAAAACUUAGAAAUGUGAAAGGAAAGCGCUAUGAGGCAUCAACGAAGUCAGUUGAUCUUGUGUCACAACAGAUACUGCAGAACUUUAAAACGGACUGUCAGAUAACUUACCAACCCCAGCCGGAUACCGGAUUCCGAAGUCACAUUGAAACUCCUCUCUCUGUUGGAUUGGCAUUAACGAUUCACAAGAAAACAAGAAGUAAGGAUCUUGUAAAUGUUCUUUCACAGCUGCAAAUCGGAUCUAGCUACAGGAACGUCAUCAACAUAGAGAAGCGAAUUGCUUGCAGAGUGGCUGAGCGGAUGAAGACAACAGGUGGAUUUUGUUUGCCGUCUUUUCUUGUGAAAGGAAAGUCUAUUUACUUUGCUGCAGAUAAUAUCGACUUCUUAGAAAACACAGCUGAUCGUCAGAACACUCUUCAUGGUACGAUGCUAGUGAUCAAUCAAAACAAGGACAGCAACAAUGACGAAACUGCUAGAGUCGUAGUGGAUGAAUCUCUUCGUAUCCCCGAUGAAAUUGUCUCUGUGGAUGUUAGCACAGUCUACAGAAGCCCGACAUCCAUUGAAGCCAAGCCUAUAACAGUUGACAAGUUCGACUUUCACUCCAAUGAUCAUCUUGUGAGAAAAUACGAGGUGGACGACAGAGCGUGGCUGAUGGCAUCGUUUUCCCACAGAGAGAGAAGUGCGAUCGUAGAAAAUGCUACCCCUGAAGAACUGUCAGCAAGUACAUGUGAACAAUUUGAAGCUGCAGAUCAUUCCGAACGGCGUACAUCUCAAUCAUCCAAUAAACUGGAGAAAACAGACAUUAUGCCGACUUGGGCAGCUACUAACUCUUUAUUAAUGUCGGCACCACAAGUUCACUUAGAGAAUCGACAGAAAACACAGAGUUCAAUUGUUGCCCCUUUGUUAAGGAGACCUCCAACAGAUUUUACAGCUCUCUACACGGUGUUGUGUCAGGCUCAGGGUAUAUCAGCUUUUGUGGUAGGUCCUGAUCACAAAACUAUAAUUACUCUUGAUCUUGAUCUCUACGAGAGAGCAUUGAAACUGCAAUCUUCGACAGAAAACACUAACUGGGUUUUGAGAGUUGGUGAACUUCAUGCUUGUUUUGCUUCUCUUCAUGCCAUCGCAAAGUAUCUAGAAGGCAGCGGUCUUGAGUCUAUCAGCAUUGAAGCUG
Paramuricea clavata is the source of this 1207-nucleotide messenger RNA. Lineage: Eukaryota; Metazoa; Cnidaria; Anthozoa; Malacalcyonacea; Plexauridae. The record is from the annotation of a GenBank genome assembly.